UGCCCUCAGUUUUGUCUUGCCACUGAGGUGUGUCUCUGUUUUGGAAACUCGGUGGCCUCCACUCGUUUUAUGCUGCAAGAUGAAUUCAACAUCCAUACAACAAAAUGCGACAAUUGCAUAAUUGGAUUUAUGUUCUGCCUCAACCAAAUCGCUUGCAUUUUCUCUCUUGUCGCUUGCAUUGUUGGAAGUGAUGAACUCUCUGAAGCUUCUCAGCUUCUUUCUUGCUUGGCGGAUAUGGUCUAUUGCACGGUUUGUGUGUGUAUGCAGACACAACACAAGAUUGAGAUGGACAAAAGAGAUGGUUUGAUUAGUUCUCAACCAAUGUCAGUGCCACCGGCUCAGCAAAUGUCUCGCAUUGAUCAACCAGUCCCUCCCUAUGCCGGUUACCCUCCAGCCACUGGUUAUCCCCAGCAUUAUUAUCCACAGCCUGGCCAUGGUUACCCUCCUGGACCGGGCUAUCCACCUCCUGGUCAUGGUUACCCUCCUGCUCCAGGCUAUCCACAUCCUGGACCAGGCUAUCCACCAUCACCGGGUUAUCCGCCAGCACCGGGAUAUCCCUCAAAGCAGGAACCAUAA
Molecule: messenger RNA, 576 nt
Organism: Camelina sativa (false flax)
Lineage: Eukaryota; Viridiplantae; Streptophyta; Magnoliopsida; Brassicales; Brassicaceae
Source: RefSeq, a predicted model, not a curated record